CGGCCCACCUAAAAGGCCUUGGCCCGCUUCAUGUUUCCACCGUACGAUGCCUUAAACCCAAAACGGAUAUCCACCGUCCGUGGAAAGCUCUUAUCUCCUCCACCUUCCCCGUCAGAAGUUUGCCUCUCUCUCUCUAGUCUCUACCUAAACGAGGUAGGAUAUGGAAGAGAAGAAGCUUAGAGACGAUAGAAUCAGCGAUGCCGAAGAUGAGGUCUUUGUGGAAGCUAUUGACGAGGAUUUAACUUCGGAGGAAUUGAAAGAUUCCAUGGUUAGUAGAGAGAGCCAUGGUGAGGCAAACGGGCAAGAUAUAACUGAGGGAGAGGCUGCGCCAGGUUUCGUGACUUCUAAAAUGAAGAAUGGUGAUGAGGGAGAAGCAGGUACAGAGAAUGUCAGCGAACCAGCUACACAUUCCUUUUCUGAAAAUGGAAAGAAACAACUGGUGGCUGAAGUGAUCGAGGAAACAAGGAAUGGUGGUGGUAUUGAAGAUGAAAAUGUUGAUGUAUCAGCUGGUAUGGAAACAGAACAAGAAGCUGGGAACCGUGAAGGAGCAGAUAAGAAUUGCUUUGAUGAUGAGUCUGGGAAACAAAGAAAUGGUGAGAAAUCUACUUCUGAGGAAAAUGGAGAGACUAAAGGUCACAUCAGUAGAGAGCAUGAAACAGUUCGAAACAGUAAUGGAGGACUUGGUGUUGAACAUACUUCUCAACCUAGUAAGGAAUCUGAGAAGCAGCAAGGCAGCAGAGUGAAUAUAAGUCCAGAGAUUGAGGAAACCCCACGGUUGGAAAGAAAACCUGAGGUAGCAAGUUCUGUUUCACCAACACAAUCUACAAGUAAUACUGCAGCGUCACCUCCUGCUCGCCCAGCAGGCCUUGGGCGGGAUGCUCCUCUUUUGGAAUCCACACCACGUGUUCCUCAUCAGCCUCGUGUCAAUGGAAAUGUCUCUCAGAAUCAGUCCCAGCAAGCGGAGGACCCGACCACUGCAGAGACCGAUGAGCAUGAUGAGACCCGUGAGAAGCUCCAGUUGAUCAGGGUCAAGUUUUUGAGGCUUUCACAUAGAUUAGGACAAACUCCACAUAAUGUUGUUGUUGCUCAGGUUUUGUAUAGGCUUGGAUUAGCAGAGCAGUUGAGGGGGAGAAGCGGAAGCCGUGUUGGUGCCUUUAGUUUUGAUCGUGCCAGUUCCAUGGCAGAACAACUUGAGGCAGCUGGACAGGAUCCACUUGAUUUUUCUUGUACUAUUAUGGUGCUCGGUAAAAGUGGGGUUGGUAAGAGUGCGACGAUUAAUUCUAUUUUUGAUGAAGCGAAAAUCUGUACGGAUGCAUUCCAGAUGGGGACAAAGAGGGUUCAGGAUGUUGAGGGUUUUGUUCAGGGAAUUAAGGUUCGGGUGAUUGACACUCCAGGUCUCUUACCAUCAUGGUCUGAUCAACACAAGAAUGAGAAAAUCCUGAAGUCUGUUAGGUCUUUCAUCAAAAAAAGUCCACCGGAUAUUGUAUUAUAUCUUGAUAGAUUGGAUAUGCAAAGCAGAGAUUCUGGUGACAUGCCUCUCUUACGCACCAUCACUGAUGUUUUUGGACCAUCUAUAUGGUUUAAUGCCAUUGUGGGUUUGACUCAUGCCGCUUCUGCUCCACCAGAUGGCCCAAAUGGCACUGCCUCUAGCUAUGACAUGUUUGUAACACAACGUUCCCAUGUCAUUCAGCAGGCCAUUCGCCAAGCAGCUGGAGAUAUGAGGCUGAUGAACCCUGUGUCUUUAGUUGAGAACCACUCUGCUUGCAGGACAAAUCGGGCAGGUCAGAGAGUAUUACCAAAUGGCCAAGUGUGGAAGCCUCAUUUGCUGUUACUCUCAUUUGCAUCCAAGAUUCUAGCAGAAGCAAAUGCUCUUCUGAAAUUACAAGAUAAUAAUACUCCAGGGAAACCAUUUGCUGCUCGAUCCAAGGCUCCACCGCUGCCACUGCUUCUCUCAUCGUUUCUGCAAUCAAGGCCGCAAGCUAAACUUCCUGAAGAGCAGUAUGGUGAUGAAGAAGACGAAGAUGAUUUGGACGAAUCAUCAGAUUCUGACGAAGAAUCAGAGUAUGAUCAGCUUCCUCCUUUUAAGCGAUUGACUAAAGAUGAGAUGGCUAGGCUUAGUAAAUCUCAGAAGAAGCAAUAUCUUGAUGAGAUGGAGUACCGGGAGAAACUAUUUAUGAAGAGGCAGAUAAAAGAGGAAAGAAAGAGACGGAAGAUGUUGAAAAAAUUUGCUGCGGAGAUUAAAGAAUUUGCUAACGAGCCUAGAGAAAAUGUGGAAGAGGAGAGAAGUGAACCUGCUUCUGUUCCAGUUCCCAUGCCAGAUUUGUCUCUACCUGCAUCGUUUGACUCUGACAAUCCAACUCACAGGUACCGGUCCCUAGAUUCCUCCAAUCAAUGGCUUGUUAGGCCAGUCCUCGAAACUCAGGGGUGGGAUCAUGAUGUUGGCUAUGAAGGUGUAAAUGCAGAACGUCUUUUUGUUUUUAAAGAAAAGAUACCGAUAUCAUUCUCUGGCCAAGUGACAAAGGAUAAAAAGGAUGCAAAUGUGCAGCUGGAAAUGGCCAGCUCGGUUAAACAUGGAGAGGGUAGAUCAACCUCCUUAGGUUUCGAAAUGCAAAAUGCUGGGAAGGAAUUGGCUUACACUGUUCGAAGCGACAUGAGAUUUAACAAUUUUAGGAAACACAAAGCUGCAGCUGGUCUCUCUGUAACGCUCUUGGGUGAUUCGGUGUCUGCGGGGGUGAAAGUAGAAGAAAAGUUGAUUGCUAAUAAAAGGUUCAGAAUGGUUAUGUGUGGUGGGGCAAUGACUAGUCGAGGAGAUGUUGCUUAUGGCGGUAGUUUAGAAGCUCAGUUGAGAGAUAAAGAUUAUCCGCUUGGUAGAUCCUUGUCUACUCUUGGACUUUCUGUGAUGGAUUGGCAUGGUGAUCUUGCCAUUGGAGGGAAUAUACAGUCCCAAGUGCCCAUUGGACGUUCAUCUAAUCUAAUUGCCCGUGCUAAUCUUAACAACAGAGGGGCAGGGCAAGUAAGCAUCCGCGUAAACAGCUCUGAGCAGCUCCAACUUGCUAUGGUCGCACUUGUUCCCCUGUUCAAGAAACUACUUAGUUAUUAUUCCCCUCAGCAAAUGGAGUAUUGACAAUAAUGAAUAUUGCUUGGGUUUUUCACUUCCUACAAGAACAGCUUAAGUGCGAGUUGCAACAGCUUUUGGUUUUGAGCAGAAACAUGGUGUGGUGCCCUUUGGGUUGAAAAGUGUAAGAACUUGUUGGAGGAGGCCUCUGUUUCUCAAAAUAGCUGGAACGCACUUGCUCGUUCCUUAUCUAAUUUGAACUUAGCUGUGGUUUCAUUGUGUUUCCCAAACCUUUGUGUGGUGGUCUAUGGUAUAAAAAAGCACACCUAGUUGUUUUUGUCUCUGUCUAUCUCUGGAUUUUGCAUAAAGCCUUGUUAAAAAAUUAUGUUGCAGUUUA
This is a messenger RNA of Raphanus sativus (radish), 3452 nucleotides long. Its product is annotated as translocase of chloroplast 120, chloroplastic. Gene Ontology annotation, biological process: protein targeting to chloroplast. Bases 161 to 3124 code for a protein of 987 amino acids. Lineage: Eukaryota; Viridiplantae; Streptophyta; Magnoliopsida; Brassicales; Brassicaceae. The transcript has 3 exons. Gene Ontology annotation, molecular function: GTP binding; GTPase activity. The record is from RefSeq and is a predicted model, not a curated record. Gene Ontology annotation, cellular component: chloroplast outer membrane.